ACGAGCUAAGAGUGAGGGAGUGAUAGAGAGAGAGAGAUACUGACUUACCGAAGAGGCAAAUCUGUUUCCUGUAUUACAACUUAGUUCCUUAACAGUUGUUUUACAGCGACAGCCGGCAAAAGUUUCAUAAAAAGUAUCGUAAAAUGCAAGCGAUCAAGUGUGUUGUGGUCGGAGAUGGAGCUGUGGGAAAGACCUGUCUUCUCAUCAGCUACACUACUAAUGCAUUCCCUGGGGAGUACAUUCCCACAGUGUUUGAUAACUACUCAGCAAAUGUUAUGGUGGAUAGCAAACCAGUCAACCUGGGUCUCUGGGAUACAGCUGGACAGGAAGACUACGACAGACUGCGGCCACUGUCCUACCCGCAGACGGAUGUGUUUCUCAUCUGUUUCUCCCUGGUGAGCCCAGCUUCUUUUGAAAACGUCAGAGCCAAGUGGUACCCAGAGGUGAGGCAUCACUGCCCUUCAACUCCAAUUAUUCUGGUUGGCACCAAGCUCGAUCUGAGAGACGAGAAGGAGACCAUUGAAAAGCUAAAGGAGAAAAAACUGGCACCAAUCACUUACCCACAGGGUCUUGCGUUGGCCAAAGAAAUAGAUGCAGUUAAAUACCUGGAGUGUUCUGCUCUUACUCAGAGAGGUCUGAAGACAGUGUUUGAUGAAGCCAUACGUGCUGUGCUCUGCCCACAACCCACGAAGGUCAAGAAGAAGGGAUGUCUGCUGCUCUAAGUCUACAUGGCACAUUUAUUCUUCACUGUAACAGCGGUACUAAAGGAAUCUCUUGGUUUCCUUCGACAACCAAACAAGGAGUCAAAAAGAAGUGUUGGUGGAACUUCAUUUAAUUACCAAAGUCUUUCUUCUCUUUGUAGCCCAACACAACUCUUGAAAGUAAUACCAUCUGAAAUAAUAUUUUUAAAGUGUAAAAAAUAAAAAGUAUUUAAUCAAAUAUAUAGUAACUGAUGUACUGUAAAUUUGUGCUUGCUGUAGUUGAUGUGGACAAAGUCAUGUAUUGUAUAAAAUGAUUUUUUUUCCAUUCUACUUACUGAAUGGAAUCACAUUAUACAUGCAUAUUUGUUUUUAAGAAAUGGCAAAAAUAAACUGUACAACCCUAAAUUUCA
Messenger RNA from Triplophysa dalaica, 1111 nucleotides. It is a transcript of the gene rac2, whose product is annotated as Rac family small GTPase 2. The transcript has 7 exons. The record is from RefSeq and is a predicted model, not a curated record. Bases 144 to 722 code for a protein of 192 amino acids. Gene Ontology annotation, biological process: small GTPase-mediated signal transduction. Gene Ontology annotation, molecular function: GTPase activity; GTP binding. Lineage: Eukaryota; Metazoa; Chordata; Actinopteri; Cypriniformes; Nemacheilidae.